Molecule: messenger RNA, 773 nt
Organism: Lolium rigidum
Lineage: Eukaryota; Viridiplantae; Streptophyta; Magnoliopsida; Poales; Poaceae
Product: pathogenesis-related protein 1-like
Exons: 1
Coding region: 72-563 (163 amino acids)
Cellular component (GO): extracellular region
Source: RefSeq, a predicted model, not a curated record
AGCUAGCUACAUCACAUACAUACGGAGCUAGCUACACUUUGCUAGUAGACACAGAAAUACCAUCCUCCGAAAUGGAGGCACCCAAGCUAGCAAUUUUGCUGGCCCUAGCCAUGGCAGCCGCCAUGGUUAAUCCUUCCCAGGCGCAGAACUCGGCCCAAGACUACCUUUCACCCCACAACUCUGUCCGCGCCGCCGUCGGUGUGGGCGCGGUGAGCUGGAGCACAAGGCUACAGUCGUACGCCCAGAGCUACGCCAAUCAGAGGAUCGGCGACUGCAAGCUCCAGCACUCCGGCGGACCCUAUGGUGAGAACAUCUUCUGGGGAUCCGGUUCAGGCUGGAAGGCGGCGGACGCGGUGAACUUGUGGGCCGCCGAGAAGAGCGACUACGACUACGGCUCCAACAGCUGCGCGGCGGGGAAGCAGUGCGGGCACUACACACAGAUUGUGUGGCGCGCGACGACGAGCAUCGGCUGCGCUCGCGUGGUUUGCAACAACAACGCGGGCGUAUUCAUCAUCUGCAGCUACGAUCCCCCGGGCAAUUUCGUUGGACAGAAACCAUACUAACUGCGAUUUGCUCACUCGCAGUACAUAUAGACCCUCGUUCCCCACGUACACGCAUUCGAACGAUGCAAGGAUUCAUGCACGAUCCUAUUCCCUAACUAGCUAGAGGGACCGAGGGAGUAAAUAAAACGAGGGCCGGAAGCUUGAAAUGUAAUAAACGAAAUCUCUUUUAAUAAAGGAGAAAUAUUAAUAUCACAAUGAUAUCAGCAACAA